AGCGCUCCCAGUAAGAGCGGCACCGGCAGGGAAAGCGCUCCCAGUUCCCUCCCAGCGCUCCCAGUCAGAGCGGCACCGGCAGGGAAAGCGCUCUCCGAACGGGAGAGAGAGGGAGAGAAGGAGGAGCAGGGGCAGGAGGAAGAGGAGGGACAGAGGAGGAGGAGGAGGGAUAAAGGAGGAGGAGGAGGGAGAGAAGAAGGAGCAGGGGCGGGAGAAAGAGGAAGAGGAGGGACAGAGGAAGAGGAGGAGCAGCCUCAGCCCCGCUCCGACCGCGGCUCGCCCGGAUCCGCCGGCAUCGCCCGCCCGGAGCCCGCAGCCCAGGAUUUCCCACUGCCAAACCUCGGCCCCAUGGAGGAGGAGGAGGAGGAGGAGGAGGCUGUGAGGAAGAGGAAGAUGUCCCCAGAGCCUCAGGCAGAGCAGGAGCUGAGCAUGGAGAGCAGCGAGGAGAAAUCCCCGCGGCGGCAGAACCUGGUGGCAGAGGCCGUUGGGAGCGGCUCCACGGCGCAGGAAGGCAGCGGGGAGGAGAAGGCGCGGAGAUGCCUCAGCAGGAGGGGCUGCAAAGGCAGAGCGAGGGGAUCCGAGGGGGAAAGAGCCAGGCUGGGCCGGGGAGGGGGUCAGAGAUCAGAGCUGGGGGUCCAUGAGCAUCUCCAGGAUGGAGAGAAGCCCCAGAAGAGCUCAGAGCUGGGGGUCCGUGAGCAGCUGCAGGAUGGAGAGAAGCCCCAGAAGAGCUUGGAAUGUGGGAAGACCUUCAGGUGGAGACCAUCCCUGCUUGACCAUUCCAGAAUCCACACCAGGGAGAAACCCUAUGAGUGUGGGGAAUCUGGGAAAAGCUUCAGCUCAAGCUCCCACCUGGUCGUCCACCAGAAGAUCCCUAUGGGGAAAGAGCUGAGAUCUGAGGGGAAAAAACCCAGCCUGGGUCUGGGAGGUGGCCAGAGCUUGGAGCUGGGGGUCCGUGAGCAUCUCCAGGAUGGGGAGAAGCCGCACAAGAACUCAGAGCUGGGGGUCCAUGAGCAGCUCCAGGAUGGAGAGAAGCCCCAGAAGUUCUCAGAGUUGGGGGUUCAUGAGCAGCUCCAGGAUGGAGAGAAGCCCCACAAGUGCUCGGAAUGUGGGAAGAGCUUCAGGUGGAGAUCAUCCCUGAUCCGCCACUGCAGAAUCCACACGGGGGAGAGACCCUACGAGUGUGGAGAAUGUGGGAAGAGCUUCAACACCAGGUCCUACCUGAUCGUCCACCAGAGGAUGCACAACGGGGAGAGGUCCUACGAGUGUGGGCUCUGCGGGAAGAGCUUCAGCACCAGCUCCCACCUGAUUGUCCACCAGAGGAAUCACACAGGAGAGAGGCCCUACGAGUGUGAUGUGUGCAAGAAGAGGUUCCAGAGCAGCUCCACCCUCCGAAGCCACCAGAGGAUUCACACCGAGGAGAGGCCGUUCCGUUGUCCCGAUUGCGGGAAGGGAUUCAGGGAAAAUUCCACCCUGGUCACCCACCGGCGGAUCCACACCGGGGAGAGACCCUACGUGUGUGGGGAGUGUGGGAAGAGCUUCAACACCAGCUCUUACCUGAUGGUCCACCAGAGGAUGCACAGCGGGGAACGGCCCUACGAGUGUGGGCAGUGUGGGAAGAGCUUCACCCGCAGCUCCCAGCUGAUCGUCCACCACAGGGUCCACACCGGGGAACGACCCUACGAGUGUCCCCAGUGUGGGAAGGGCUUCAUCUCCAGCUCCAACCUGAUUGUCCACCAGAGGAGCCACGCUGGGGAGAAGCCCUACGAGUGUGAGCAGUGCAAGAAGAGGUUUCGGAGCGUGGGUGAGCUGGUGGUGCACCGACGUUCUCACGCUGAGGAGAGGCCGUUCCACCUCUCCGACUGCGGGCAGGGCUUCAGUGACAGCUCCACCCUCAUCCAGCAGCAGUUCAUGCAGCCCGGGGAGGGUGAGGAGAGCUUCAGUGAGAGCUCCAACCUGAUCAUCCACCACAAGGACCACGCCGAGGAGAGACCCUACGAGUGCGAUCAGUGCCAUCAGAGGUUUUACACCAGCUCCUCUCUGCUCAAACACCAACGCGCUCACACCGAGGAGAGGCCGUUCCGCUGCCCCGAUUGCGGGAAGGGCUUCAAGAACAACUCAGCCCUCAUCAUCCACCAACGCAUCCACACCGGGGAGAGACCCUACGAGUGUGAUCAGUGCUGGAAGAGGUUCCACACCACCUCUGAUCUCCUCCUGCACCAACGCAUCCACACGGACGAGAGGCCCUUCCGCUGUCCCGACUGCGGGGUUGGGUUCAAACACAACUCCAGCCUGGUCAAACACCGACGGAUCCACACCGGGGAGAGACCCUACGAGUGUUGGCAGUGUGGGAAGAGCUUCAGUGCCAGCUUCAGUUUGAUUGUCCACCACAGGACCCACACCGGGGAACGGCCCUACGAGUGCGGGCAGUGCGGGAAGAGCUUCAGCCAAAGCUCAGGGUUGGUCGCCCACCAGAGGAGCCACACGGGGGAGAGACCCUACGAGUGUGGGGAGUGUGGGAAGAGCUUCAGCCAGAGCUGUAACUUGAUCAAACAUCAGUGUAGGCAGCAUUGUGGGCAGCCCAGAGGGCAGGAAGAGCUUCCUGGGCUGCUGCAGCUUCAUCCCCCACAGGAGGAUCUGCUCUGGAUGGUCCCCAGGGAGCCCAGGUGGGCAGAGCCCUCUUGAUCCAUGCUUGGAGCACACCUGGCUGAGAGCUCCUCAUCCUCCUGCCCAGGUGGGCAGUAACCCCUUGAUC
This is a messenger RNA of Serinus canaria (Common canary), 2752 nucleotides long. Its product is annotated as zinc finger protein 345-like. The transcript has 3 exons. The record is from RefSeq and is a predicted model, not a curated record. Bases 349 to 2682 code for a protein of 777 amino acids. NCBI's taxonomy places the organism in Eukaryota, Metazoa, Chordata, Aves, Passeriformes, Fringillidae.